This is a messenger RNA of Ananas comosus (pineapple), 1459 nucleotides long. RefSeq lists its product as uncharacterized. The record is from RefSeq and is a predicted model, not a curated record. The transcript has 7 exons. Gene Ontology annotation, molecular function: protein binding. Bases 1 to 1080 code for a protein of 359 amino acids. Gene Ontology annotation, cellular component: nuclear pore outer ring. Lineage: Eukaryota; Viridiplantae; Streptophyta; Magnoliopsida; Poales; Bromeliaceae.
AUGGUCCGCUCUGACUUUUUCGUCCUCUUUGUCCUCGCUGCGAUGGUUGCCGUCCUCCUUCAGGAGCACAGCCGCCUCUCCCGUACGGCGCGGUGUUCCCCCCUCGCUUUCUCUCCAUCCUCUCCGCCUUCGCUGCGCAGCCGCGACACCGUGCGGUCUAGCGCCUCCCCUCCUUCUCUUGCCGCAUGUCCUAUCAGGUCCGCCUUUCCGUACAUGUGGGGAGGGGGGUGGCGUUGUGCCGUCGGCGGUAUGGGCUGCAUCUUUUCUUCCAUCGCACGUUCUCAGCUGUAUGGAGCCGUUGCCCCAGUCUUUGCGAGGACGGGGGUGCCAUCCUUUUCAGGACAGAGGAGGUGUGGUUCUGUCGUUGUCUCCGCCGUGGCCUGGCGGAGCCGUUGGGCUGCUGAUAAUCAGGCCUUAAUCUUCUGUUGGGAUCUGGUUGGAAAAGAUGGAGAUCACUUUGGCCCUGCCAUAGCGCGCCGGUGCAAUUCUUGUAAUCUCAUUAAUGAUGCCGCAAUAUGGUUGAAGCAUAUCUGCCAAAUAUGGCUACACUCACUUAUCUUUGUAAGCUCUAUAAGCUAUUUGAAUUCGCUAUUUAGCCUGAUCAAACGAGCAUACUGGUGUUGCAGGGGAAGAGGAAAUGUCACUGGCAUAGUGCAUUCAAUUGACAUCCAUCCAUCACGAAAGCAUAUAUGUAUAGUGGGGGGCUCUUCUGGAACUCUAUUUGCUUGGGAUCUUCGUUGGCAGCAGUGGCCGAUCCUACUCUCUGGAGUCUGUCUUAAUGGGACGGACCAACCAGUCUCCGAGAGCGAGGUAUGCAAGGUUCAGUAUGACAGCUACACUCAAUCUUCUGGAAUUACCUCAGCUCUGUCGACGAAAAUAUUACCUGUUAUGGUGUGCUCAGAAGAUGGGAUCCUUGUAGUUCUUGAACAAGGUGAAGAUCCUGUUGAGCUAUUAGCUGAGCCAUGUGCUAUCAAUGCCUUUGACAUUGAUCCCCAAAAUCCUUUUGAUGUGGUUUGUGCUCUGGAAUGGGAAAGCAUGGCGAUUUUAUCGCGGGGAAGAGACGCGAUGGCUAUUCAAUAAACAUAGCUUUGAUUUGUUUUUCUUUUUCUUUUUUGAACUUCUGCAUAUUUCGGCAAGGAUGUUCUUCCGGCAGGCGCGAUCGGGACAUGUUCAUCUCACCUACACUACUUAUACCAGAUCGACUUCACGACAUCCACUCAUUCCACCGUCUGGUAAUACUACUGAGGCUGGAGGGUCUGGAGCUGGUGCAGGAGAUGAUGAUGAUGAUGGUGAGGACACGGAGUGAUUACAUCCUCGCACUUAGUCUUGCUACUUAGCUUUUAGGACGAUGUUUUAGCUUUGCUUGCUUAUUUUUCAUUUGCAUGGUUUUACUUUUGUUUUAGGCCUGUAACUAUGAUUUGACUACUCUUAUGCUCUUAGUAUGUUUUCUCUCUUCAUA